AUGACAAUGACUAUUUUACCAUUUCUUGAUAUAAAAGCAACUCCUUUACAUUCAAUUGAUGUAUCUCAAUCAUCAAGAAUACAAACACUUCCUCGUGUAACUGAAACUAAUGUUUCACCAUGUCAACAAUCGCUUGAUUCAUCAUAUAAUUCAAAUAAAUUACCAUCAGCACCUAAGCGUAUAUCACUAUCACCAUCACGUGUACGAACACCUAAGAUAAAAAUCUUUCCUCGAUCUGAUGAAACAUUAAAACAAUUACCACAUCCUAAAACUAUUGGUGCACAAGCACAUAAUGCAAUAUGGAAACCAUUAAUUCGUGAACCUCCUGACUAUGAUUAUUUAUGGGAACCUGUAAAACGUGAUGAUAUACGUCAUCAAUAUGAUCAUUAUAUACCAUCACAACGAAUUACUGCUAGUCGACCGGAUGAACCAUAUAAAAUGUCAACAGGAUUCGAAACAGAAGAUAGACAUUAUCAUAAUUAUCGACGAGUGCGAGCUAUGCAACAGAAACAAUGGAAUAAAGAACAUAUACAAUAUACAGUUUAUCCCUAUUCACAAAUAACUGAACGAGAAACAUAUAAUAAACAUAUUCGAUCAACACUUAAAGGACAAAUGGAAGAAAAAACUCAAAGCGAUAAAAAUGAACAAGCAAGAAAAAGUCGUGAAUGUCAAUCAAUUAUUGAACAGGAUCGACAAGAUAUAGAAACAUACAAACAAAAACAAAAACAACAAGCUCAGUUUUUAUUUCAAUUUACUGCUAAAAAUAAAGAGUUAAUGGAAAAUAAAUGGGAAUAUGAUCGAUGGAAUCGUGCACAUCAAUGGCAUGUUGAACGUGUUAUAUUAAGUGAUAAUCCUAUUAAUUGGAGUAAAACUAUGACUUAA
Messenger RNA from Adineta steineri, 882 nucleotides. The record is from the annotation of a GenBank genome assembly. Lineage: Eukaryota; Metazoa; Rotifera; Eurotatoria; Adinetida; Adinetidae.